GCCAACACAGCCUCAUUGAACGAGCCAGGCGGCGAGGCUGGCAGAAUAUAUCUGGCAGCGGAGCUAACUGUUGACAAGGCUGGACUAUCGAUAUUAUUAAAAAGAACUAUCUAUUCCCAGCUAAUGCACAAAAAAUAAGACACCUAGUCUGAUAUUCACACUCUAACAUAAUAUGCCUCUACUCAACCUCCCCUGGGAUAUCCGCGAAAUCAUCCUCCACUACGCCGUCAACUCGCAUAGUCCGCCCCCCCAAUCCCCAUCCAACCCAGAACAGCGCGAGAAACAUCGCACAGGAAACUACGGCGAUGCCUGUCUCAGGUACCAAAAAGUAAAGCAUCAUCUCCAACCCGGCCCGUCCCUGCUGUUAGUCAACCACCAAAUCCACGAGGAAACAAAACUUGUCCUCCAAAAUCUCGGCCCGAUCAUAUACGCCGUCGAUGUGAUGAUCGUAAACGAAACAGAAAUCUGGCCAACAUGGCUCCGCAACCCAGUUUUGCCCGACCACGUUGACGAAGUGCACGUUACAUUCCGCCUGUUCGGGCACUGCGCGGAGAAGAAGAUAGAACCACUAGACGAUGUCUUCGAAGAAGCGCGCAGGCAUGGAAUACAUUUUGGCAUAUUCGAUUUAGCAUGGGAUUUUAUCAACGUGGGGCCAAUGUAUACAAGCAGCGCAUAUAAGCCGUUUGAAAAAUGGAAAGGAAAUGUGAAGAAGAUAACCGUCGACUUUCGAUCACAGGAUGGUCUGGAAUAUCCAUAUCCACCAGAGAAAAUCACAUACGAGCAAUGGGCCAGCAACUAUAUUGGGACUGCCCCGGUAGACGGACCAGAUCUAUCAUCGUAUGCGACGCGGCCAGAGUGGUUUGCAAGGCAUACAAUGGAGUAUAUGGCAACCAGGGUGACAGCUAACGGAAGUGGAUAUGGACGAGAAUUCCAUGAACGAAUUGGACAUGUUGAUCAUAUGGUGAAUGGGGAGCUGCGAGGAUCACAAUCAGUUGGCAAGAUCGUGGCUAAUUGUAACGAUGGAUGGUGGAGGGAAAGGACAAUAAAGAGGCGGAAAGAGACUGGAUUGGAUUGAUCAAUGAUAAAGAAAAUAUAGAUGAUAUAGACAGAUAGAUAUGGCCAAAGUGCAAUCAGUAUAUAGUAGAAGAUAAUGCAAUAGAAUGAUGACAUCCCA
This is a messenger RNA of Aspergillus wentii DTO 134E9, 1174 nucleotides long. RefSeq lists its product as uncharacterized. The record is from RefSeq and is a predicted model, not a curated record. NCBI's taxonomy places the organism in Eukaryota, Fungi, Ascomycota, Eurotiomycetes, Eurotiales, Aspergillaceae. Bases 173 to 1075 code for a protein of 300 amino acids. The transcript has a single exon.